This is a messenger RNA of Populus trichocarpa (black cottonwood), 946 nucleotides long. RefSeq names its product calcium-binding protein KIC. Lineage: Eukaryota; Viridiplantae; Streptophyta; Magnoliopsida; Malpighiales; Salicaceae. The transcript has a single exon. The record is from RefSeq and is a predicted model, not a curated record. Bases 469 to 846 code for a protein of 125 amino acids. Gene Ontology annotation, molecular function: calcium ion binding.
CAAAUAAAUCAUAGUAUUAUAAUGGACAGAGAACGAUCAAUGGAAGAAUCCAAACAUCAAAUUGUUAGAGUGGGGGAGGGAGAGAGAGAGAGAACAGGAACCUUCACAGAAGCACACCAAUCGGACAUUUUAAGCCAAUUCAUCCCAUCAAUUAUUAAGUUUGCGUCUAGCCACCGCCCACACGAUCCUGUAUUCCCCGCAAGAUGAACCUUCCUAGAAACUUAUAUUCCUGGGAAUAAAAUAAAGGAAAAAUCUUAAAAUGUGGAUGGAUAUCAAUGAAUUUGAUGUGUUAACUUUCUUUUGAGCUUCAUUAGAAACUGCCCAAAUGAUAUGGGACCAUAUCGAAAAAGCAAUGACACUUUCCAUGCUUAUAAAAGGUCAGAUAAAUCUGUCAACCUUAGCUCAUCCCUAAGGCUUUAUAUAUUUUUCCACGCCCAAAUAUUGUCCUGAGUUUUCUCAUCAACAGAAAUGGAGAAGGGUCAAAUUGGGAUGAAAACUGCAACAAGCGGCGAGUAUCAGGAUUUGUUACCGGUUAUGGCAGAGAAGCUUGAUGUAAAGACUUUUGUGUCUGAAUUAUGUGGGGGCUUUCGUCUUCUGGCGGACCCCGAAAAGGGGUUGAUUACAUCAGAAAGUCUGCGAAGGAAUUCGGCACUACUAGGGAUGGAAGGGAUGAGCAAAGAAGAUGCAGAGGCUAUGGUGAGAGAAGGAGACCUUGACGGAGAUGGAGCACUCAAUGAAACAGAAUUCUGCGUUCUGAUGGUGAGACUGAGUCCUGAGAUGAUGCAGGAUGCUGAAACCUGGCUCCAGAAAGCACUUGAACAGGAACCAAGGACAUCCUCACCCUGAUUUUUCCUGUUGUAUUAACUUAGAAGAAGGUUGUCUCUUUCAUUAUGUUGUACGAGCAGGUUGUAAUUGAUGAGCACAAUGAACUUCAUUUUGUACUGCA